UUUACGUUUCAAAAUAAUUUUAAUCUUCUUAUUCUAUAUAAUAGAUUUGUACAGCCAAAGAUUAAUAUUUUAUAGAAGAAUUAAAACAUAAAUACUGAACGGUUUAAAAAAUAAAUUACAAAGCAACGAAUUUCACGCAUACUUUAAUGGCAUACUUAAGCGUGUUUUGCUGUGAUACGUUAGAUAUGUGGUGUUUUAAGUAACCCAACAGGCUUGUGGAAUACAUAAAAAAUUCAAAUGGCGGAUGACGACUUUUUCGGUUCCAAACCUGAUGUCACAAAGGAACUGAUAAAAACAAAAGUCUCAAACAAUAGCACCAGACGGGAAUAUUUAAGAAUGAAAUCGGAGCAAGCACUCGCACACAGACAGGCCUCAUCCUUGCAUUCAAUCACUGAAGAAGAAACCAGUCGCAAACCUAGUCUUGUAGCACCAGAAGAAGUCAUCAAAAUACAGCAAGAAGAACCAGAAGUGACAUCAUUUCCUUUUGUCGACAGUGUUGACGGUGUUACAAAUAAAAGAAACAAAAAAGAUGUAAAGUCUGUAGAGGCCAAUGAGAACCCGGGUCAUAAACAUGGUGCCAAAUUGUGUAUGCUCUCUGCAAUGGUUCAUAUGAAAGUGCUGGCAAAUAGAAGAGCAAAAAGUAUAAAACAACUAAGAAAAAACCCAAGGACAACAUUAGAUGAUAAGAAUGCUAACAAAGAUGAUUCAGAUGAUGACGAGGAUGAAGAAGAUGGCCCAUUAAGUUAUCUAAAAAACUGUCGUUACCUUAGGGGUGUUAAACAGGAUCAGGAAUUGUCAAUUGAGGAUAUUUUUGGAUGAAGAAAUAGUCAGAGUACGUUCGGAUUAAAGAAACUCUUACAUAACUAUUUAAUCUACGAUACUGAAGUACAACUGAUAGGAUAGAGCCUUGACUUUGUAUAAGACUUUUUAAGCAUAUCUAAAUGUAUAUUGUACAAAUAUUUCAUUCAAGACAUUUACAUACUGAUUAUGCCAUGUCCUAACAGUUCAUGCACUAUUCAAAUAGAACACA
This is a messenger RNA of Mercenaria mercenaria, 1030 nucleotides long. RefSeq lists its product as uncharacterized. The transcript is spliced from 2 exons. Lineage: Eukaryota; Metazoa; Mollusca; Bivalvia; Venerida; Veneridae. The coding region runs from base 238 to 819 and encodes 193 amino acids. The record is from RefSeq and is a predicted model, not a curated record.